AUGUUGCCCCUCAAGAAUCGACUAUCGGCCAGGGCCAUCAACGCCGUGCUCCUGGUGAUGUGCCUGUCCCUGGGCCUGGUCAUCAUCACCGGGUUCUCGUGCCGCAGCUUCCGGUACGAGGUGCGGAUCUCCGAGACGAAGGAUUCCCCGCUGAUAGCCUUUGGGCUGUUGAGCGUCUCGUCGCACAGAGAUUCGACGGAAGCGCCCCCUGUACCGAGAACCCAGGCAAACCCAUCCUCCGCAGCCGCGAAGACUUUCGACCCUACAAUGUUGAUUGGCAAUGAUGAUGUACACGUCGAGCGACUUGCCAGGUUGGAGGCCACGAUCGCAGGGAUGCGCGACUUCUUGGUGCGUCAUCUGUCGUCAUCCCCCGGUCGUGGAAACGACAACCGAGCAGCUGCGACUCUCAUCAAGGCACGGGAGUACCUCAGGUGUGCUUGGACGCGGGCAUUUUCCCACUACACGCUCUAA
This is a messenger RNA of Dermacentor silvarum, 471 nucleotides long. RefSeq lists its product as uncharacterized. Bases 1 to 471 code for a protein of 156 amino acids. Lineage: Eukaryota; Metazoa; Arthropoda; Arachnida; Ixodida; Ixodidae. The transcript is spliced from 3 exons. The record is from RefSeq and is a predicted model, not a curated record.